AUGAAGAGGAACGAGAGCCCCGGGAAGUUUCUGCUGAUGAUGAACUGGCGCUACCGCCACCGCCAUACCUAUGGCGCAUGCGCAUCGCAGGAACCGCAGCGGAUAAAAGGGUCUCUCGAUUGUGGGGGCUUCUGGGGAUUCACUCAGUCAUCCAAACUACAGAUACACCAACAAGUUCACAAAGGGGAGAGGCCAUUCACUUGCUCAGAAUGUGGGAAGAGGUUUACACGGUCAUCUAACCUACUGGUACACCAGGCAGUUCACACUGGGAAGAGGCCAUUGGCCUGCUCAAAUAGUGGGAAGGGAUUCACUCGGUCAUCUAAGCUACUGGCACACCAGGUAGUUCACACUAGAGAGAUGCCAUUCACCUGCUCAGACUGUGGGAAGAGGUUUAUUUGGUCAUCUAACCUAAGGGUACACCAGCGAGUUCGCACUGGGGCAAAGCCAUUCAACUGCUCAGACUGUGGGAAUGGAUUCACUCGGUCAUCUGAAAUGAAGGCCCAUCAUUUAAUUCACACUGGCAAGAGACCAUUCACCUGCUCAGACUGUAGGAAGGGAUUUACUCGGUCAUCUAAUCUGAAGCAAGUUCACACUGGGCAGACACCAUUCACCUGCUCCAACUGUUGUAAGGGAUUCACUCGGUCAUCCAGCAUACAGAGACACCAGUGA
Messenger RNA from Mobula hypostoma (lesser devil ray), 669 nucleotides. RefSeq names its product zinc finger protein 239-like. The transcript has 3 exons. The record is from RefSeq and is a predicted model, not a curated record. The coding region runs from base 1 to 669 and encodes 222 amino acids. NCBI's taxonomy places the organism in Eukaryota, Metazoa, Chordata, Chondrichthyes, Myliobatiformes, Myliobatidae.